Helianthus annuus (common sunflower) is the source of this 2335-nucleotide messenger RNA. Its product is annotated as L-type lectin-domain containing receptor kinase IX.1. Gene Ontology annotation, biological process: protein phosphorylation. Gene Ontology annotation, cellular component: plasma membrane. Gene Ontology annotation, molecular function: ATP binding; carbohydrate binding; protein kinase activity. Lineage: Eukaryota; Viridiplantae; Streptophyta; Magnoliopsida; Asterales; Asteraceae. The transcript has a single exon. The record is from RefSeq and is a predicted model, not a curated record. Bases 188 to 2206 code for a protein of 672 amino acids.
UAUUGCAAAUAUACUCAAUGAAUAGAAACAUCAAAACGACACAACCUGCAACUUUUCUAGCAAUUUACCGCAAUUAUGGAGUUGUCCAUGACCCAUUUCAUCACUUCUAUUGCAAAUUUUAUGUUUACUGAGUAGAAACAUCAAAGCUAAAGAACGCACAACCUUUCAGUAAAUUUACAAAUCAAUCAUGAUGUUGUCCAUGAGCCAUUUCAUCACUUCUAUCCUUCUUGUUUUGAUCCCAGUUGUAGCUUCAUUCUCCUUCAAUUUGACAAACAUUGGUCCACAAAAUCUGAAUCGUGAAAUAGUGACAGAAGGUGACGGUUACAUCUCCGAAGAUGGAAUCCAUGUGACCCCGGAUGGGAUCCGAAAAGUCGGACGGGCCACAUUCAUCAGACCACUACAUCUUUGGGACAACAGGUCUGGUGAGCUAGCCAGCUUCAGUACAAAUUUCACGUUUGUCAUUGAUGCAAGCGGGCUUACAAGUUAUGGUGAUGGCCUCACGUUCUUUCUUGCUAAGAAUAACUCUGUGAUGGCUCCUGGUAGAGCCAUGGGGCUUCCAGUCAACUACACAACCCAUGAGCCCAUGAGCCGAUUUGUUGCGGUUGAGUUUGAUACUUACUGGAAUGGUAUUGAUGCAAAUGCCUCUAGAAAUAUUACAUUGAAUGAUCAUGUUGGUAUAGACAUCAACUCUCUAUUUUCUGUUAGAGCUCAAAAAUGGCUAAAUAAUGCAACCAGUGCGGGCGUGUGUCAAGCAUGGAUUGCGUAUGAUUCGGUUUCGAGAAAUCUUAGUGUUUCCUUCACCGGUUAUCAAAAUAAUACGGUGGUGCGUCAAGAUGGACUUGUUUACACAGUUGAUCUCAGGAACGAGUUGCCUGAAUGGGUUAUCUUUGGGUUUUCUGCCGCGACUGGAGCGUCGGUCCAGAAGCAAUAUGUGAGAUCUUGGAGUUUUGAUAGCUUGGAAUUACAAGCUGAUGAAAACAACGAAAUGCAACCCAACGCAAGUCCUGAUCCAAUGGAAGGGAAAAAAAGCCGAGUGGGAUUAGUAGUUGGAAUAUUGGCUCCGGUUACCUUUCUGGUUGUCCUUGCAUUUAUUUGGUGGAUGAGGAAGAAGAAUAGAGAUGAUCAACCAGAGGACAUUGCACUCGAUGAAGAGAUGAACUAUGAUUUCGAAAUAGGAACCGGGGCUAAAAGAUUCUCUUACCAUGAAUUAGCUCUAUCAACUAGCCACUUCGCAAAGAAAGAGAAGCUUGGAGAGGGAGGAUUCGGUGGUGUUUAUAGAGGUUUUUUGAAAGAUUCGCGCACUUACAUAGCGGUGAAAAGGGUGUCGAAGAGUUCAAAACAAGGGAUAAAGGAAUAUGCAUCAGAAGUUAAGAUCAUUAGUCGACUAAGACACAGACACCUUGUGCAACUCACUGGUUGGUGCCAUGAGAAACGAGAACUCCUUCUUGUUUACGAGUAUAUGGAAAACGGAAGCUUAGAUUCACAUCUUUUCGAGGCGAAGAGCUUAUUGAGAUGGGGCACAAGGUUUAAAAUUGCCCAAGGCCUCGCUUCUGCUUUGUUUUAUUUGCAUGAAGAAUGGGAGCAAUGUGUUUUGCAUAGAGAUAUUAAACCUAGUAAUGUGAUGUUGGAUUCGAAUUUCAGUGCGAAGCUUGGUGAUUUCGGGUUGGCUAAAUUGGUUGACCACGAGAAAGGCUCGCAGACAACGAUGUUAGCUGGAACGAUGGGGUACAUGGCUCCUGAAUGUGCAGUGACUGCAAGGGCAAGCAAGGAAUCAGAUGUGUAUAGUUUCGGAGUGGUUGCCUUGGAAAUCGCAUGUGGACGGAAAUGUAUAGAGUUCAAGGCUGAGGAAAAUAAAAUACGGUUAAUAGAAUGGGUUUGGGAGCUCUACGGGACGAAGACCCUUUUAGACGCAGUUGAUCCACGUUUAGAGUUGGAGUUUGAGGAAGAAGAAAUCAAGUGUUUAAUGACAACUGGUUUAUGGUGCGUGCAUCCUGACCCAGAACUUCGCCCAUCAAUGAGACAGGUGAAUCAAGUAUUAAACUUUGAAACUUCACUGCCUAUAAUCCCUUCAAAGAUGCCAAAAGCGUCUUACCUGAUACAUCCCAUAUCUUCACUAGAUGAAAACACGAAUUCCCAAAAGCAAACAACAUCGAUGGCUUCUUCUUCUCCGUUGUAUCACUCUUGCACUCAAUCGUCAGUACAAUGACAUCUGUCACAAACUACGUUUCUUUUUUUCAAUUAUGUGCUAUUGUUGGAAUAUAUUAGGGUAAAGCAGCUGUUAGCGUUAGACUUUUAAUUUGCAUUCCGGGUCGUAUUACACCUUCAUAUACUUUUG